Molecule: messenger RNA, 2504 nt
Organism: Ornithodoros turicata
Lineage: Eukaryota; Metazoa; Arthropoda; Arachnida; Ixodida; Argasidae
Gene: Ttd14
Product: TRPL translocation defect protein 14-like
Exons: 13
Coding region: 120-1313 (397 amino acids)
Biological process (GO): photoreceptor cell maintenance
Molecular function (GO): phosphatidylinositol binding; GTP binding; phosphatidic acid binding
Source: RefSeq, a predicted model, not a curated record
UCCUCCUUUCACGUCCUGUGCACUCGGACUCGCAGGGCGGCCGCCGGAGCACCUUCCUCCCGCGCGAAGCGUGGUUAUACCGUAGUCAUUGUCCUUCUAGUCAAAGAAACAACUGAAACAUGGCCCACGAUCCCGAAAGACGUGAGCGGAUAAUAUACAAGCUUGUGCUUACAGGCGGACCUUGCAGUGGAAAGACCACAGGACAGGCCAGACUUAGUACAUUUCUGGAGAACUACGGUUGGAAGGUGUUCCGGGUUCCUGAGGCAGCCACCGUGUUGCUGAGUGGAGGUGUCCGGUUCCCCGACCUCACCCCUGCAGAAGUGGAGAAGUUUCAGGAAAACUUGCUGAGAACCAUGAUGGCAAUGGAACAGACCUACUUUGACCUGGCCAACACAUGUGCAAAGAACUGCCUCAUAAUUUGUGAUCGUGGCACUAUGGAUGCAUCGGCAUUUGUAAGCAAAGCAAUUUGGGAUAAGAUAAUGAAAGCACAUGGGUGGAACACUGUUGACCUGAGGGACAACCGCUACGACCAAAUAAUUCACUUGGUGUCAGCAGCGCGUGGUGCUGAGGCCUUCUACAACACAGAGGACAACAACUGCAGGACGGAAGGCAUUGAACUUGCACGGGAGCGUGAUAUUCUGGCUGCACAGUCGUGGAUAGGUCACCCAUACAUGGACGUCAUUGACAAUUCCACGGAUUUUGACACCAAACUGCGGCGCAUGAUUGAGGGGGUGUGCCGACGGAUUGGCGUGGACACGGGAGACCGUUUGGCGUACAACAGCCGCAAGGUGAAAUACCUAGUCAGGAGCAUGCCCAAAGACAGUGACUUUCCCCCGUACCAGGACUUUGAAGUGGUGCACGACUACCUAGUCACAGCCAAUCCCAAGAUUCAGUGCCGCCUGAGAAAGAGGGGCCAGAACAACUACUGGAGUUACAUGCACACCCAACGCAGGUGCGACGUGGGGAGCCAAAGCAUAGAACUCAAGCGGCAGAUUACCCAUCGUGAUUACAUUAACAUGCUGGCUCAGAGGGAUGACUCCCACUACACGGUGUACAAGCUGCGCCGUUGCUUCCUCUGGGGUAACAUCUCCUUCCAGAUGGACGUCUACAAGAAACCCUGCCAUCCCAGGUGCGAAGGGCUCAUUCUGCUGGAGACCUAUACAACCCACACAGCCGAAGAGCUGUCCUCCCUCCUGCCCGACUUCUUGGACAUUGAAAAGGAAGUAACGCUGGACCAGAACUUCUCCAUGUACAACCUGUCACGGAAGGACACGAAGCUCCAGCUAUAUCCACAACCCAACGGGCACGCGUAGCGCUCAGAAUGUCGCCUGCUUCUUAGGCCAUGUAUUCACACGGAAACCGACACGACAUCCCCACGGAAUAUUCUAGCGGUAGAUGGAGCAAAAAAAGAAAAAAGAAACUGCUCACGGGGUGGAAGUUCCAUUGCAUCUCGUUGGGCAUUUGCACGUAGUGGCGUACUCUCCACAUAGCAGACGACACCAUCGGCCCUGUCGUCUGCUAACAAUACAUCUCGAUAUCGACGUGGGGCUGUGCCGCAAGACAUUCUCUAUGGGUUAGAAGCAUGUCCUAUGGCAUUAUAACGACCAUGUCAUUAUUGGUAACUCUUACGCAGGAGCCUGUCAGCACCAUCCGCUACGGGCGUUACGCAUCGGCCCGUGAGAUGUUCAUUGUGAUUGGGCAAUGGAAAUUUUUAAUUUUUAAUGAGCAGAAGAGGACAUGUGACCGUUGUAGAUGAAAAUGUGUAAGAUGAUGAUGGUAACCAGAUCACAACUUCAGCAAGAACGCAUCUGUCGUGGGACAUGCUCCGUGUGUAAAGCUGUAGUGCUGAAGUACAAGGUAUUGUAACAAUUGGUGAAACAGUAACUUGGCCGACGAGUAGCGCCACCACUGGCUUCCAGAUUGCGGCGCUUGGGAGUGGUGCAAAUAACGUGGUCGCUAUAGUAUAGUAGGCCGCGGCUAGAAGAGUGCAAAAUGACAUAACAUUGAGCUCUGGCAGCAGAAAGCCAGGAACGUUUUAUGCAUCUUCCGUCGGGGGCGUUCUCGGAAACUGUCGCUCGUUUGAAUACACGGGAAAGGGAACGCACCUGUUGUUUGGAGUAAGUUCCUCGUGAAGUGGGAUCUAUUUUUAUGGUACUGUACUAUAGCUGUUGACGAACCUUUCUAGUGGACACAGCAGUGUUAAGGCUGAAGUGGUGCACUUCCAAUUAUGUAUUAUUUGAUUUGUUGAAUAUUUGUUGUUGUUAUAGACUGAGAUCUCAAGCUGUUCAACAGUGGAACCAAUAUUGAAUUUUGUUUUGUGGCUAGCUCUAGUAUUAGUGCGACAAGCUCUAGGCACCCGCGAGUAUUACCUGCAGACGAAACACAAUGUGGUCGUGAAUGCACCACCUGUGUGAAUGAAAUGUCAGUCCUACGUUGAGUUUGUUUCUAUGUGUAUCCUCUUUUGAAGUACACGCAGAAAAGAAAUACAUGUGGAUCAAAGUGGC